CACCUGCUUUGGAACAAAAUCCAGAAAUACCUGGAGAUCUUCCAGAGUCAUGACACGGACAACUCUGGCACCAUGAGCUGCCAUGAAAUGAGAGGUGCCGCUAAUGAAGCAGGUUUCCACAUUAACAGUGCUGUCCUGGAGGCCAUCGUCAGUCGCUAUGCCAACGCCCAGUACGCCAUAGACUUCGACAGUUUCGUGGCCUGUCUGAUUAAACUUGAAAUGCUUUUCAAAAUGUUCAAAGCCCUGGAGAGAGGGGACUCUGGGAAGAUAGAGCUGAGCUUGCAACAGUGGAUGUGCCUGGCAGUCUAUUAGCUCUGAAGAGGGAGAAAAUGUUAAACCAACAGAAGAGAUAAAAAUCAGUACAUUCAGAUCUAUCUGAAAAACAAUAAUGCAUGUAUACUUUAUGUUUAUGUGGGAGUGGACCUGUUUGUCUUGUUAGCUUUGCUCUUUGGCUGUUUUUAACUUCUGUCAGGUAAAAGAAAAUA
This is a messenger RNA of Cololabis saira (Pacific saury), 485 nucleotides long. Its product is annotated as calpain small subunit 1-like. Lineage: Eukaryota; Metazoa; Chordata; Actinopteri; Beloniformes; Belonidae. The transcript has 5 exons. The record is from RefSeq and is a predicted model, not a curated record. The coding region runs from base 73 to 312 and encodes 79 amino acids.